Messenger RNA from Talaromyces proteolyticus, 1840 nucleotides. Its product is annotated as leucine rich repeat domain protein. The transcript has 5 exons. Lineage: Eukaryota; Fungi; Ascomycota; Eurotiomycetes; Eurotiales; Trichocomaceae. The coding region runs from base 20 to 1807 and encodes 595 amino acids. The record is from RefSeq and is a predicted model, not a curated record. Gene Ontology annotation, molecular function: Hsp90 protein binding.
AUGCAGUCUCACUAAUAAAAUGUCUAUCAAACGGAAGAUUUCUGAAGAUCUGCAUCAUGAUCCCAGUGCUAGCUGUGGUCAUACCAAGCGGCCCAAUUUUGGAAAGAGGGUGCUGGACAAGUACCGCCAAAAUGGACAGGACCUAGCUCGGCAGGGCAAAUAUGAAGAAUCCAUUCAAGUUUUUAGCUAUGCUCUUCUGCAAGAAAACGCCAAUAUGUCGGAUAUCUUGGACAAUCGGUCCGCUGUAUAUUGCAAACUAGGCCAAUACGAUAAAGCUCUGAGUGAUGCAAAACGAUUGAUUAGAUCAGAUAGUCAAGACGAGAGGGGUUAUUUACGCGCUGCUAAAGCACUUAUCCUAACACACAAACCCGAGAAAGCUCUUGAGGUAUAUGCAUAUGCUUUGAAAAGUAUCGAUAAAUAUCAUCCACAGCGUGAGGUACUGGAAAAGCUUCGUUCUAAACUUUCUGCCAAGCUGGAAUCACAGUGUAAAGAUCCAAUCCAAACUCUGAAUAACGAUUGUCUGCUUCAAAUAUUUGAGUACAUACCUUUCAUGCAGAGAGUUAAGUUGACCCGAGUCUGCAGAUCCUGGAAAGCAUAUAUCACAGGACAGUCAUCGCUUUGGAGUGACAUCUCUUUCAAGGGAGGGCGGUCACCAGUCUCACCGGAAACAGUCAGAGCAUGUAUUCGGUACUCUGGGCAAAGGCUCAGAAAGACACAAAUUCACAACGUCAAAAAUUUUCUCAAUGCUAUUCAACAGAUUUCCCGAUGCCCUAAACUCGAACAUCUCGAUAUUGAUGGCGUCGCUGCGCAAGAACAUAUACUCAGCCUAUUCCGUCGGAAAUAUACUCUGAGAAGCAUCAUUAUCUCAAAAAAAGUCACACUUGGCAGAAUGGCCAUGAUAGAAUUACUCAAACUACCGAACUUGGAACACUUUGAAGCUGGCCACCAAAUCACCCCAGAGGAUCAAAUGGAUGAAAGUCAAUGCGUGCGCACCCCAAAUUUGAAAUCCUUCACUCUGAACUUAUCAUGUUAUUUGAAUUCCGCUAUGAAUUUCAGGCCACAAUGGGCCAACACCACUACCCUAGAAAAGAAAGAAUACGAAGAAAAAGAGCGACAACUGCGCCUAGUUGAUCCGAUCCCCAAAUUGGAGGUCUUACGUCUUGUAAGGGAUCAAUCUACCAGUCGAGGGGUCUCCUUAUCCCCAUUAUGGUUUUGCAGUCCCAAAUUUCGCACACUUGAUUUUCGUUCUCUCCAUUUGAUGUUAAAGUGGAGUUUUCCCGAGAAUCUUGAGAACUUAUUCCUCAUUGAUUGUACGAUUGCAUUUGCCACAGAAAAUUUCCUUCCUUUCAAGCUUCCAAAACUCAAAAGUCUAGUUCUCUGUCAGCUAGUCUGGCUUAGAACCAUCCAUUUAGAAAAAUUCCUUACACACAACUCUGGCGCUCUAGACACUCUGCAAAUCGAACAAUGCGAGGGCAUCCAGUCGACAGACACUCUCGAAACACUCAAAGCUUUGCCCGACGCACUCAAAAAUCUAAAAGUGUUGCAUCUUUCUGGAAUGGGAUUUUACUCUCUCGAUGACAAUCUGGUUAUCGACUUCAUCUCCGGAACAAGGCUCAAGGAACUUCACCUAGCGCAUUGCCAGGUGACUGGGUCUCUCAUCAAAAAGAUCGUUCAAUGGCGAAACCUCGUGUCUAAGGAAGAUGAAUUCUUUCCGCGUAUUGAUGUACUCAGUAUUAAGGGUUGUGUGGAGGUCUCCCCUGAGGCAUUUGAGUGGGGUCGUGCCAACGGCUUGAAAAUUCUGAAAUAAAUGUCAUUCCUAUAACUCCAACCUGCUCCCUUG